Messenger RNA from Mercenaria mercenaria, 2578 nucleotides. RefSeq lists its product as uncharacterized. The record is from RefSeq and is a predicted model, not a curated record. NCBI's taxonomy places the organism in Eukaryota, Metazoa, Mollusca, Bivalvia, Venerida, Veneridae. Bases 600 to 1619 code for a protein of 339 amino acids. The transcript has 4 exons.
CCUUCGCUAUUCAAAUAUUUGUGAUAAGGAUCAUGAAGUUUUAAUUUUACGAUGAUCAUAAAUUUUAUUUAAGAUUAGAUAGAUAAAGGAAAAUUCUAACUUUAACAUAUUUUAUACAUAAUGUAAUGUAAACAUUUUAAAAUGGCGCAAUGUUUUAAAGAAUUUUUAAAUGCAGGACCUUUAGGAUAAUAUGAUAAAAGAAUAAUAUUCAGUGAUCAGUUACAGUUCUCUAGUUAAUUGAAUGGUACGUUGGAUAAUCAUAGGCUUAUGCAGUGAUUUUUUUUUCUACCAUUUAUGCAAUGUAGUUAUGUUCAGUUUUGAUGGCAUAACCUAACGAGGAAAGAUCAUGUGGGUUUCUCACGAAGAAGGAAGUAAGAACAAGUAUAGUGGUUAUUAAAAUAACACGCGGAUAAGCCAAAUUCAAUCAGCAAGGAAUUGUGGAUUACUAGUAAUCGGUUUAAAAAAGUAAAGGAACUGAUGUUAUUUAUUUACAUUAGUCAAACAAAAUAAAAAAAAUGAAAUAAAAUUGUGCAUAUUAACCAUUUUGCAGUGACAACUGAAUUUUAAGAAUACGAUAUUCUAUUACAGAUUAUGUCAAGAUGAAUAAUGUGAAAGAAAAAUUGAAGAAAAAUGAAUACAGAAACUGGGUGAAAGGUACUUUAGGCCUUGAAAGAACUAAUCGGGCUCUGUUUGAAUAUGUAAAGGCGAAAUUCGAAGUUUUUACACACAGGAGAGCUGGUCCUCAUGCGUAUUUUACAGAAGACGUAUACAGUCAUAUACAUCUUGGUACAAGCUGCAUCCGUUCGAAUCUAAAACGGAAAAUAAAGUACGAUAAAACCAAUGAUACAUGGAAAUGGACGAAUCCCUGUGGAAAAUGUAAAGAAGCGUUCAAGUCGAUACUGUCUAUGUAUACGAAUGCAAGUAAAAAGAAGAUGCAUCUAGAAAACUGCGAAAAUACCACUAAAGUAACACUGGAGUGGGCCAUCGCAAGGUUUUUCAUGCCUGAAAGAAAUGACACUAACAAGGGACCAGAUGAUACAGACCCAGCUGCAAUGAUAAACCUUUUACUGAACUGCCAUUUGUUUACAAACCAGAUCAGACGGAAUUUCCUGAUCGAGCUCAGAGAAGCCAGGAAUAAGCUUUUUCAUUCCUCAGACAACCUGGUAAAUGACAACGUAUUGAAGGUUUAUUUUUUUAAUAUGAAAGGACUUCUCACUGAUGCUUCUCAUGAUACCGAGGUCGACAAUAGUAUAAGGGAAGUAAUAGCAAAAGACAUACAGACAAUCGAACAGCUGGAGGAAGCAGAAAUAUCAAUGACUUUAUUUGACGAUGCCUUAAAAAUCCAACGGAAAGCAAUUUACGAAGAAUACGAAACAUGCUUGCAGGAAAACAACAUUGAACAGCUUAAAGUUCUUCUGAAGCUUGCAGAAAAUAUCGCGGCAGAUCUUCAGUUUAUGAACGAUCAUUCCGAAGAACUAAAGAAUGUAAAAGUCUACAUGACAAAAAUUGAACAUUUGCAAACAAAGGAAGAAGAAUUAAAUGCAGAGAGCAUGAUUAUUAUUGUUAUCGUUACAAUUGGAUUUGCCUUAUUGUUAAGGAUGUGUUUAUAUUUUGGAUGAAAGAAUUUUCGAAUCAGAAGGAUGUGGCGACCUUCCAUGAAGAACUGUUUUUGAAUUGUUGCUUGAUGCGCAAUAUAAAUUAGUUGUUUUUUUUUGCUAUGUUGACUGUUUUCUGCACAUUUAACCAAUUUUCUAUGAAUAAUUAAUAUUUAUUCUGAUCUGCGUUAGUAACUGUUGCUAGCGAUGCAGAGAUACACAUUUUAUGACUGUAAGGAGAAAUUUACAUUCUGAGAUAAAUUGUCUGAUACACAGAAGUAUUGCAUACCUGUGAUUAACUGUUACUUUCGAAGCCGAGAUCCUGACUUAAAAUUAUCUAUUACAGAGAUUUCGUACGCAAAUAAUUGUUUUUCUUUAACCAUAGAAUGAUUUCAGCCUUUGCCAAUUCAAAGUACUUUUUAUCCUUUAUUAAAUUUUUACGGGUAAUUGAAAUCUAGUUUAGUAGAGCAGAUAAUUCCUGACGUCAUAAUAACUUAAUUCUUUUUUUCUUCCAAUACUAAAGAAAAGAAAUCCUGACAUUUAUGAUUUUAUCUUGAUAAUAUAGUUCUUGACAAAGUUGGAAGUUACAUUUCUUCUAAUUAUGUCACUCGCCAAUCUAUUUUCGUUAACCUAUAAUAUGAAUGAAAAGGCGUAAUAUAUGAAGUGCAAACUCGUAAAAUAUUAGAUCAGUAUAUAGUAUCUUACAAUGUAAGGUCAUAACAUUGUGUCUACAAAAUAGAUUCGUUAUAUUAUGAGUUAUAAAAAUAAUUUGUUAUCGGUUGCUAUACGCUCUCAAAAUGUUCCGUUGUUUUAGAAAAAUUGUUUUAAAUGUUGUCCAUGAAUCAGAUAAAACAUAUUCUGAAAAAUGCAGAAUUUAUAAAGGUUACUUAAACCGUUAAAAAUUUGUAUCUAUUUAUGAAUCAUAUUACUUUUCAGUUGUGUGAUUUUCAAGUCAUGUAGUUUUAAUAAACGUGCAUAUGAAU